Molecule: messenger RNA, 1344 nt
Organism: Lodderomyces beijingensis
Lineage: Eukaryota; Fungi; Ascomycota; Pichiomycetes; Serinales; Debaryomycetaceae
Source: the annotation of a GenBank genome assembly
AUGCCUCCAAAAGCUGAUUGGGACAAGUACAUUGCGCCGGCAGAGGAAGACGAGAAGGACCAGGAGAAAAUUGUGCCCUUAUCGGAAAGCGAUAUCCAAGUGUUGAAGACCUAUGGAGCAGCACCGUACGCCUCGUCGAUCAAGACCAUUGAAAAGGACUUGAAGGACAUAGAGGAGCGAAUUAAAGAAAACAUUGGCAUCAAGGAGAGCGACACUGGCUUAGCGCCACCGCAUUUAUGGGAUGUCUUGGGGGAUAAGCAGCGGAUGCAAGAGGAACAAUCGUUGCAAGUUGCCAGAUGCACCAAGAUCAUCGAGCCGGUACAGCAAGCUGUGCCCACGUCGGGGCUUCAAAACGCCGACACCAAGGCGAAAUACGUGAUAAACAUCAAACAGAUUGCCAAGUUUGUCGUUGGCUUAGGGGAAAGAGUCUCGCCUACUGAUAUCGAGGAGGGCAUGAGGGUUGGUGUGGAUAGACACAAGUAUGAGAUCCAGUUACCGUUGCCGCCUAGAAUCGACCCUUCGGUGACGAUGAUGACCGUGGAAGAGAAGCCCGAUGUCACGUAUAGCGACGUUGGUGGCUGUAAAGAGCAAAUUGAAAAAUUGAGAGAAGUUGUCGAGUUGCCGUUAUUGAGCCCCGAGAGAUUUGUUAAGUUGGGCAUUGAUCCGCCAAAGGGCAUCUUGUUGUAUGGACCACCGGGCACGGGUAAGACGUUGUGCGCUAGAGCAGUGGCGAAUCGUACCGAUGCUACAUUCAUCAGGGUCAUUGGCUCGGAGUUGGUGCAGAAAUACGUUGGUGAAGGUGCCAGAAUGGUUCGAGAAUUGUUUGAAAUGGCGAGAACCAAGAAAGCGUGUAUUAUUUUCUUUGACGAAGUUGAUGCUAUCGGGGGAGCUAGAUUCGAUGAUGGUGCCGGUGGUGAUAACGAAGUGCAGAGAACCAUGUUGGAGUUGAUUACCCAGUUGGAUGGGUUUGAUCCAAGAGGAAACAUUAAGGUUAUGUUUGCCACAAACAGACCCAACACGUUGGACCCAGCGUUAUUGAGACCAGGGAGAAUCGAUAGAAAAGUGGAGUUUUCGUUGCCUGAUUUGGAAGGACGUGCUAAUAUCUUCCGAAUCCAUUCCAAGACCAUGAGCUGUGAGAAGGAUAUUAGAUGGGAGCUUAUAUCGAGGUUAUGUCCCAAUGCCACGGGUGCCGAAUUACGAUCCGUUUGCACCGAGGCUGGUAUGUUUGCCAUCAGAGCAAGGAGGAAAGUGGCCAACGAGAAGGAUUUCCUAAAGGCUGUGGAUAAGGUGAUCAAGGGUAACUUGAAAUUCAGCUCCACCAGCCAGUAUAUGCAAUAUAACUAG